AUGCAACUGGAAGCCAGACUCACAGGCGAGGAGGUGUGUGAGAUAUUUAAUGAUUAUUUUGUAAAUGUUGCAAAGAAUAUAGGAAGCAGUCAAAUAAAGGUUAAUGAUGAUCACCCGAGUAUUUUGGCCAUUAAAGAUAAUAUUCCUGAUCUUGAUCAAAACAAUUUUACCUUUUCCCCUAUUGAUCUAGACUUUGUUGAGAAACGUAUACGUAAAAUUAAUGUUAAAAAAGCCACUGGUAUAGAUGGCAUCUCACCUAAAUUACUGCAUUUUGCUAAACCUGCUAUUGUAAAACCUCUUACUGAUAUUGUUAAUUUGUCAUUAUCAUCACCGACCUUAUCUGACCGUCUUAAGGAAGCUCAAGUUGCACCUAUUCACAAAAAGAAUAGUGUUUUAGAAAAAGGAAAUUAUAGACCGGUAAGUGUUUUACCGGCUAUUUCUAAAAAUGCCAUAGAAGUACAAUUAGUACAGUACUUUGAUAAAAUCUUCAGUCCUUUUUUGACAGCUUUUAGAUCUGGUUUUGGAUGUCUGUCAACUUUAUUAAGAGUGAUUGAAGAUUGGAAAUUAGCCUUAGAUCAAAAUUAA
This is a messenger RNA of Mytilus trossulus (common blue mussel), 585 nucleotides long. RefSeq lists its product as uncharacterized. The transcript is spliced from 2 exons. The record is from RefSeq and is a predicted model, not a curated record. Bases 1 to 585 code for a protein of 194 amino acids. Lineage: Eukaryota; Metazoa; Mollusca; Bivalvia; Mytilida; Mytilidae.